CGGAAAUGGUUGCAACGCAAAACAAUCGAGUUCAUAGUUAAACUAGAAAUGGGGAGAUCCGUGAUGAGCAUAGGUCUCUUGGUGUUGGGCUGCCUGGUGUGUUCCGCCGCAGCAUGUGAGCCUACAGAGCCAGGCACCGGCGAGAACAACGUCCAAGCUCGUCUAGUUGACUUCAUGCCCAACCAGAACAACUGGAACUACCCUGACUACGCUGCUUGCAUCGACUUGGAUGGCAAUAAGCCCAUCGAGUGGCGCCAAAGAUACGGAUGGGCCUCCUUCUGCGGGAGAGUAGGUCCUCGAGGGCGAAACUCUUGCGGCUGUUGUAUAAAGGUAACCAACUCGGAGACGGGAGAGUCGGUGACAGUGAGAGUUAUACAUACUUGCGGCGGCGAAGCCAUGGAUUAGACAAGGAGACGGCGUUCUCUCAUAUUGAUCCCACCGGUUCAGCCAACGCUCUUACUGUGAACUAUGAAUUUGUGGACUGCGGGGAUUCUGCUCAUAUCUCGCUUCCUGUGUACCGCCAGUAAGAGAAUUCCCCACUCGGUUUUUCAUGCAUGAAAUAAAGUCUCAUCUCUAAGGACUAUCGUGUAGUAAUAAGUAUGUUGCUGCAGGAAUCAUGAAUUCCUUCUUUUGUAAUAUCCAGAGUAAUAACGAGUGCUGGGAGUUUCUUUUCGGUCAAGAUGUAAA
Hibiscus syriacus is the source of this 687-nucleotide messenger RNA. RefSeq names its product wheatwin-2-like. Gene Ontology annotation, molecular function: RNA nuclease activity. Gene Ontology annotation, biological process: defense response to bacterium; defense response to fungus. The record is from RefSeq and is a predicted model, not a curated record. Bases 49 to 405 code for a protein of 118 amino acids. NCBI's taxonomy places the organism in Eukaryota, Viridiplantae, Streptophyta, Magnoliopsida, Malvales, Malvaceae. The transcript is spliced from 2 exons.